UUCACAUACACAAACAUUAAUUUGCACUCAGUUUAGAGCAACAAUGAUAGGAAGUACUACCGGUGCCAUGGAAGUACUCGUACAACAGAUAAGUGAAGGGCAGUAUAAUAAGAUCAAAACAAUAGUGAAAAAAGUAUACAUAAAUGAAGAUCCAGCAAAGGAAGAAAUAGUACCAUGCCCGAAUUGUUCGCAACGAAAUCUCCAUCGCAUGGUCCGAUAUCUUUACCUUAAUUUGAAUGAGGCUAUAUUCAAAUGCGAAGCUUCUGAUUGCAUGUAUCCGUUUAGAAAUUUCAAAUAUAAAAACUACGACGACAACACCGUGUACCAGUAUCAGCAGCAGCCGACCCAAACAGCAUCAAAUCAAUCGCUUGGAAGCCUACAUCCUAAUAAUUUCUUUAAAGAAUGCAACACGUAUGAACCUUUGGACGAGCAUAUCGCAUCGGUUGACUUUGAUUUGGAUUUUCUUUCAUGUGUUAGUGAACCCCAGAAACAUUCCGCAUUGCCAGAUAUUUCAACAAACCACAUACAGGAGCUCCAGCACUGUGGAAGCUUUACGGGAUCGUUUGAUACGCGGUUCAUUGACGAUAUUCUACAGGAGCUUUUACCACCUUCAUCUGAUCAUUUGACUAAUUCAUUACAGCCGACAACAGAAUCUACGUUGCCACCGGAAGUUCCUCGUUCCACAGAGGUAAACAUGUUUGAAAGCGUUCAAGUAACACAAACACAUUCUACAGGCCGAAAGCUGGAAAAAUGUUUGAAAGAAUUUAAAAAACCACUCACAAAUGAUCCCGUAUCCAAAACACCUUCACACCCAAAAACCGAUGCACAACCAUACAAGGUGGAAAAUCUCUCUCCAACGAGACUAAGGAUAAAGAAAAUGGCUUCGCAUAAGGGCAAAGAUCAGCCCAAAGCGGCGCGCUACAGUGAACUAAACGUAAUCCACCAUGGCCAGGCAAAUUGCAUGAAGAAACUGCAAACUUCCGUAAAAGGCAAAUCAAUUAAACCAUUAGAAUUUCUGCAUCAUCUUAACACCCAACCGAAGCCAAAGAGGAACUCCAAUCCAGCAAAUGUGCAGAAGAUGUUGAGUUUUAUAAAGCGUAGUAUGAAAAAUCGUCAGCAAAUAGAUAGCACCUGUUCGAAAGUAAAAGAAUGUAAUGUUAACAUAGAUGCAUCAACCUCCAACAUACAAUCAUCAGGACGCAUAACUAGUGAUGAAAUUAUUAUUAUUAGACCAACAAUCAUUGAAGCCAAGCCAAGUCAUACCGCGUCAUCAAGUGGAAUGGACCUAUUGUUUUAAUUGAGAGAAUAAUGUAAUUUAAGCUUGCCUGAUGAUAAUAAAACGAAGAACGGGGAUGUAUUUAUU
Messenger RNA from Anopheles coustani, 1363 nucleotides. RefSeq lists its product as uncharacterized. Lineage: Eukaryota; Metazoa; Arthropoda; Insecta; Diptera; Culicidae. The record is from RefSeq and is a predicted model, not a curated record. The transcript has 2 exons. Bases 44 to 1297 code for a protein of 417 amino acids.